CCAAAAGUUUAAUAUUGAAAUUGUCGAGAUCACGUUACUGUUAUGUUCGGGCCAUGUGACACAACAUUUCGGUGCUAUGGAGACGGGCCUUACAAAUAGGGGGACGCACUGAUCUCAUUCGCAGAGUAUCUCCGUCCAGACGCAGAAACGGUUCUCAGGCAAACAUCGCCAGUCAUGUUUAAAUUUGGUGUGAUAGCUUUUCUUCUAGUCUGCCUCCCCAAAACUAUGGCGGACACAUGUAGCACUUGUAAAAGUGCGUACGAUACAGCCAAGGGUGAUGCUGCAGACGAUAGCUAAAUGCGCUGCGCUUGUUACAUAUUUGCACUGUCUGGAGGGGUCAGGGAAAGACGCCGCCGGGUGUCCGCUCGUAACUGCUGAUGCCGACGCCAUAGAGUUUGAUUUUACCGGCGCUUCUUGUAGCACGGUUGCGGCAUUUACGGACAUCUGCAUAUGUCAGAAGGAAUUCUGGUGGACCGAUCAAAGUGCUGGUAAUGCAGCCAUUUGCAGCGCCGCCACGGCUUACAUCGCGUGCUUGAAGGGGAAGACAGCAUUGGCCUGUGAUGCUUCCACCACUGUUGUAGCUCUGGCUACUGGCGUCGAGACCAGGAUAACAGCUCUGGGAAGCACAGACUGUGGUGUGUUCAAAACAUCAUCUAGCUUAACUCUUUCACUACGUGUUGAGUCAUAAUAGUUAGUCAUGUAAACACGCACUGACCAAUAGCAGAACGGCAUUAAGGUCCGCUUACAAAAUAACCAAAUACGAAUGCAAUAUUAAUAGUUAUGAAAUGUAGAUUGAUUGCAAUCACACUACAAUGUUUAAAACGUACUGAGGUCAUAUUGUCAUUACUUAUUGAUGAUUUUAUCCAAACCAUCUUGUUAUCUAUUGUCAGCUAAAGCAGACAUCUCCUCUGAUGCCACUAAG
Molecule: messenger RNA, 922 nt
Organism: Haliotis rufescens (red abalone)
Lineage: Eukaryota; Metazoa; Mollusca; Gastropoda; Lepetellida; Haliotidae
Exons: 5
Coding region: 278-688 (136 amino acids)
Source: RefSeq, a predicted model, not a curated record